This is a messenger RNA of Pseudogymnoascus verrucosus, 1119 nucleotides long. RefSeq lists its product as uncharacterized. Gene Ontology annotation, molecular function: 2-oxoglutarate-dependent dioxygenase activity. The transcript is spliced from 3 exons. Bases 1 to 1119 code for a protein of 372 amino acids. Gene Ontology annotation, cellular component: cytoplasm. The record is from RefSeq and is a predicted model, not a curated record. Lineage: Eukaryota; Fungi; Ascomycota; Leotiomycetes; Thelebolales; Thelebolaceae.
AUGGCACCAUCGCUUGAAGCUAGCUCCAAGGCUGCUGCUCCCGUGAAGAGCGGUAUGAUAAAGGAACCCCUAAAGGUUUCUGGAGCUCUGCCGACAGACUUCUUUGAUGUGACGUCAAUUAUUGGACGCGAAUAUCCAACCAUACAGCUUUCGGAACUGAUGAAUUCUCCUCGGCGUGAUGAAUACGUCAGAGAUUUAGCAAUUACAGUAUCUGAAAGAGGCGUUGUAUUCUUCCGGAAUCAGAAGGACCUCACGGUCUCAAUGCAAAAGGAAUUCAUCGAUCUUCUUGGGAGACUAUCUGGAAAGCCAGCAACCUCUGGCAUCCAUAUCCACCCUCUUCUCGAAGGCAAGCGUGAUGUAGGCAUCAAUGAUGCCGGCGACGUCGACGACCACAUCUCCGUCAUCUCUUCCAAGUUAAGCCGCAAACUUCACCUCGCCUCACGUUACACCUUCGCCAGCAAAGGCUGGCAUUCUGAGUACUUUCCCCAACCCUUUGGGAAUUCUACAGCUAAUUCUCCAAGUAUGACCUUUGAGCACGUCCCCUCCGACUAUGCCAUCCUCAAAAUGCGCAAAGUCCCUCCCACUGGCGGCGACACCAUCUGGGCCUCCGGCUACGAGAUGUAUGACCGCCUCUCCGCUCCCUAUCAGCGCUUUCUGGAGGGUUUGACUGCUAAACAUGCCAAUCCCGACUUCCAAGCUGCCGCUGCCCGCGUCGGCUUCGAGAUCCACCCUGGCCCACGUGGUGCCGCCGAGAACGUCGGCCAGGACCUAAUCGCUAAUCAUCCUGUCGUGAGGACAAACCCGGUGACGGGCUGGAAGAGCAUUUAUGGAGCGCUGAACCAGAUCGAGCAGUUGAAUGAGCUGGCGCCACAGGAGAGCGAAGAGGUGUUGAGGUAUUUAGGACAGUUGUUGACGAAUAAUCAUGACUUGCAGUGUCGGUUCAAAUGGGGUGUUGAUGAUGUUGCUAUUUGGGAUAAUAGGAGCUCGUUCCAUACGGGCACUUCUGAUGUUGAUGUUACCCACACGAGGACGGGGAAUCGGGCAGUCAGUAUGGGAGAGGUUCCGUAUCUAGAUCCCAUGUCGAGGUCGAGACGAGAAGCUCUUGGUGAAGCUGAGUAG